This is a messenger RNA of Gopherus flavomarginatus (Mexican gopher tortoise), 442 nucleotides long. It is a transcript of the gene SYCE2, whose product is annotated as synaptonemal complex central element protein 2. The record is from RefSeq and is a predicted model, not a curated record. The transcript is spliced from 3 exons. The coding region runs from base 1 to 435 and encodes 144 amino acids. NCBI's taxonomy places the organism in Eukaryota, Metazoa, Chordata, Testudines, Testudinidae. Gene Ontology annotation, cellular component: central element. Gene Ontology annotation, biological process: synaptonemal complex assembly.
AUGGGAAAUUUACCUUUUCCACAGAGCAGGAAGGAAUCGCCCAGCACAUCUCUGCUCUGCCCCACUGCAGAUGCGUCUGUAGCAGCACUGGAUGGCAAGUCAUCCAAUUAUUUUGCAGCCCUGGAUUCAAACAUUGAAAAUCUGCAGAGAAGAACGCAGCAGCUGAUCGAGAAGAUCAACGAGAACCGGAAGAAAGACCACACUGUCAUGAGCAAUUUCAGGGAGAGCCUCAUGCUGAAGGUUUCGAGUUUGGCGGAGAAGCUGGAGGAAAGCAUGUUUCUCAUUUACGAUCGCCAUAACAAGCAAAUGCAGGAUAAGCUCCAAGAGCUCUCGGAGAUAAUGGAGAGGAUCAGCCAGAUCCAAACAGAGCUCAGACAAGUCUGCCACACUGUGGAGGCAGCUUAUAAAGACUUGUGUGUGCAGUCGGAGGUGUGAGAAUACU